Messenger RNA from Astyanax mexicanus (Mexican tetra), 2173 nucleotides. Its product is annotated as urea transporter 2. The transcript is spliced from 8 exons. Gene Ontology annotation, cellular component: membrane. Gene Ontology annotation, biological process: urea transmembrane transport. Gene Ontology annotation, molecular function: urea transmembrane transporter activity. The coding region runs from base 20 to 1141 and encodes 373 amino acids. Lineage: Eukaryota; Metazoa; Chordata; Actinopteri; Characiformes; Acestrorhamphidae. The record is from RefSeq and is a predicted model, not a curated record.
CAGCAGGUCACUGUUUGGAAUGAGUCCUGCUGAAAAGUCGCCUCAGCGGCCGGCGGGCCUGAAGCAGCAGCUGCUCCAAAAACUGCUCUACUGCACUGGAGACAUGCAGCACUUACACACUUACCUACAGGACCAGGCGUUCUCUGUGCAGCUGCUGGAGUGGAGUCUGCGGGGUGUGUCAGGAGUGAUUAUGGUGGAUAACCCUGUGAGUGGAGCUCUGAUUCUGACUGCUCUGACUCUGUCCAGCCGCUGGCAGGCUUUACUGGGCAGCACUGGUCUUCUCACCUCCACAAUCACAGCCAUCAUCAUCGGCCACGAGCGAGCAGAAGUGUCCAGGGGGCAGUUUGGUUAUAAUGGGAUGCUGGUGGCGUUGCUGAUUGGUGCGUCCAGCUCUGCAGGAGACUGGUACUGGUGGCUCCUGCUAUCUGCAUGCCUUGGUGGAGCAACAACUGUGUUUGUGUCCAGUGGUCUAGCCCCUGUGUUGGGCAGGUGGGAUCUCCCCGUGAGUGUGUUUCCCUUCAACACUAUACUGCUGCUGUACCUGGCCUGCAUUGGCACUCACAACCCUUACUACCCUGUACUGCCCCUGGGGGUACCACUGAGCACCAACAACACAGAGCUCAACAUGCCACAGCUCCUGAAGGGGGUGGUGUUGGGAGUGGGGCAGAUUUAUGCCUGUGAUGCUUUGGGCCCCACCUUGCUCAUCCUCUUUGCUGUGCUGAUUUUCUCUCCCAUCAUGGCUGUUCACGCUCUGCUGGGCUCCGGCAUUGGCACACUGGCAGGUCUUUCUGUCGCAGUCCGACAUGAUGCUCUGUAUUCAGGACUGUCGAGUUUUAAUGGAGCUCUGGGCUGUAUGGCUGUAGGAGGACUAAUGUUCACUUUAAACUGGAAAACUCAUGUGUUCUCUAUUGUUUGUGCUUUUCUCUCUUCAUAUGCAGACAUAGCCUUCAGCAAUGUGCUGGCAACUGUUUGUCUCCCUGCCAGCAGCUGGGCAGCAACACUGACCGUCACUCUGAUGCUGCUGGUGAGCGGACCUGCCCUUUCUUCAUAUCGAGUCCCAACUGGACGAAACCCACCUGAUCACUACCUGCACACUCCUAACCAAUGUACUGAGGACAACACAGACAGCAGCCCUGUAUGACUGACACAGACACAAAGACACUUAAAAUUAUGCUCGUGUCACAUGUACAGUAUAUGCAUAAGAUGAAUGAAAACUGAAUGCACACACAUACGCUGCUGCAGCAUAUUUAUCAGCUGUUUCCAGUUUGUCUAACUGUGUGUUCUGUGUGUGUCACCACUUAGAAGAGUUUGAUAAAUGCUUCCCACGGGUGUAAAAUUGGUUCUGCAAUAAAAAACAGCUCCUCAAAAUAGAAAUGUGUGGGUAGCCUGGAGUCAAUCUUCAAUUUUCUCCCUGAAAACACUGUUUAGAAAAUGAAACCGGGACAGAAUUUAUGGCUCGAGGCAAGCUGCCUUAUAUGCAUUGUCCCCCUCAUUAUCUUCCCACCUGCCCUGUAGUUUCUCUCGCUAUUUUUUUAGCACAGAUGAAAUAUUACUUCAAGAGGAGCUGAUAUUACCCUCUCUGGCAACCCAGCUAAAGCACAAAACGCUUUCCAUCCAUCUUCUUAUCCAAUUCUUUCUCGUCAGGGUCACAGAUGGCCCAGAGCCUACACGGGGAAACAAUUCACAUGGAAGGGGAAAUUUAGCUUCAUUCAAUCCAGCUAGAAUAUAAUACUUUUUAGGGAAAUAGGAGGAAAUGGAGCACCUGGAGAAAAAAAAUCACACAGACACAAGGUUCCAACCACUAGGACUUGUUAGGUAGUCUUACAGAUCCAGUACAAAUCCUCUGUACCGAAGAAGUAAACUUCAAACACCAAACUUUUUGAUCUUGGCUGAUUGACUACAUGUGAGGUAAGGAGUCUAUAAUGUUUUUUUUUUUUUUUGCCGAAAUAUGAUGCCACUGUGAUCCGAGAUUGUUGGUUCAAAUCCCAGGACAUGCUGUGCUGUUUGCCAUCAGCAGCCAGAGUCCGAGAGAGCACAAUAGGCCUUGCUCUCUCUGGGUGGGUGGGUAUGUGGCGCUCUCACUCUUUAUCACUUCUAGUGUGAUGUUGGUCAGCACAGGCAUCUGUUGGCUGUUGUAUCAGAACCGGAUUGCUGCAUCUCAGGCAGAACAAAA